This is a messenger RNA of Pangasianodon hypophthalmus (striped catfish), 3501 nucleotides long. RefSeq names its product rapunzel (gene rpz). Lineage: Eukaryota; Metazoa; Chordata; Actinopteri; Siluriformes; Pangasiidae. The record is from RefSeq and is a predicted model, not a curated record. Bases 238 to 921 code for a protein of 227 amino acids. The transcript has 3 exons.
GGAAAAUGGUAUAGUCCAAUAUGAACACCCCUACACAGAGUUCUGACAUGGAAGUGGCCCUUUUGCAAGGAUUGCUGGGAAGAAGACGUACAGUCGAGAUUUGGACUUUGGAGAGGGAGGUAGCUCUCAGAAGAGGAAUUCUUCUUAUCUGAGAAGACACAAUUACUUAUAGACGCAGAUUUCCUGUGUACACACACCCCAGAGAGGACUGCAACGCCAACGUUUCUGUUUUAGGCCAUGGCUGACGUCGAGAUCUUAGAGGACCGAGACAAGCUGAAGCGAGGCCUGGUGAAGGUGCUGGAGUGCGUAGCCACCAUCUCAUCAGCAGCCGCUGUGGUGAAUCCCAUCUUCGGUGUGGCAGGCUCGCUGAUCCGUGUCGUCCUCCACCAUGUGGAUGAUGAGGAGAUUCAAACUCUUCGACGUGAGUUUGGCAGUGUGAACCGGGCGUUGGAUGAGCUUUCAGUGCAGAACCGUGGUGCGUUGCUCCAGAUCAAGAAGGAGACAUUGGACGGGCAAUACAGCCGCGUAGAGGAGAACCUACGCAACCAGUUUCGUAAAUUCAUGGAGGUGGUGGAGGCACGGCCCGAGCACAAGGAGCGCAAGCGCGAUGAUUUCGAGGAAAGCUAUGCCAACGACAUGGGCGACCAGAACCUGCACACCCUCUAUGACGGCGUAAUGGGCAAGCCCAAGCUCUUCAGCCGGCCCAUCCUCGAAGUCUACAUGACUCACUCACAAGGAGAUCGUAGAGUGAUGGAGCGCCUGUGCACACGCCUCACCUACCUGUUCUGCAUCGGCCUCAUCGCUCUGAUGGGUUACGCUGCCAUCAUUGGUGAUGAUGAGGAGGGCCUGAGCGAGGAGUGGACCGAGAAGAUGGAGAAUGUGCAAGAGAGGAUGCAGGAGGUGCUCCGGAGGUGCAAGUGAUUCCUUUCCCCUGAUUCACACACGUGUGCACACACACACGCACACAGAGGACUCCUUAUGUAUUCCAUAGAGGUCUAUGCUGUGUCUUUUUUCAUGUCUCUAUUGUCCUCACAUCUCUCUAUAAUGUAUCACAUAUUCUCUAGGGUCUCACUGUUGUUCCUGAUGGUGUGUAUUUUUUUUAAUUAUUACUCACUUUUUUUUUAUUACUCACUCUCCUCACCAUCCCCUCUGUUUUCUUAUAUGCUGUGUUAUAUAUAUUCCAUCAUAUACAUUGCCCCUGGUAAGAGAAUGAACGCUCAGGUGGUACAUGAUACAGUUUCACUCCAUCCACCUGAGGAUUCUCCCUUUACUGUUUAAAGAACUGAAGCCUUUAAAGGCAAAAAUCUGUCAAAUUUCUCAUCAAAGUGGUCAGGUUUUUAAAAGCAAAUGCUUGUGUCCUUAGAGGUUUAUGCACCAUACUGGCUAAAGCCUCAUCCACAUUUGAAACCAUCAUUUUUUUCCCCUGGAUUUCACAUGAAAAUUGUAGAAUUUCUUAUGCGAUUAUGCCAAAUUUGAUCAUUUCAACUUGUUUUAUUAUUACACGCUUUGUAAUAUAGCCACCUACUGGACUGGCAUGCUCAUCUGAGCGUUUUCAAAUUGUUUUUGUCUUUUCAUGUGGAUGGAAGUAUUUUCAAAAACACUUUGGUGGAGAGGAGUUUUUUUGGAGGGAUAAAGAAUACCCCCUUUUUUUUUCAGAAAUAGCUGUAUACAUGUGCACAAUUGGGCCUAAUUGCCAUUUUGGUGUAUAGCUAUUAAGACACAGACUCUAGGAACUAAUAUUUCACGUUAGUUAAUGUUAAAUAUUACGAGCAGAUUCCCACCCUUCCAUUAUAUUUUUGCACUUUCAGUUUGAUGGUUAUUAUAAAAGGAGUCUGAGGAUGCCAGAACUUACAGCUGAUUAUAGAACUGUAUUUGGCCCAUUUAUGCGCACACACACUAUUUCAAAUCCUAUUUCUUUGCAUCAAAACAACUCUGAGGGUUUAUCAAUCUCUGUACGUAUAGGGUGUGUGUGUGUGUGUGUGUGUGUGUGUGUGUGUGUGUGUAGGUGUAGUUAGUGGUAUUGGUUUCUCUGUGUCACAUUCACACCCAGUUGUGCGCGAUUGGUUUUUCCAAAUCCAGUCUUUCAGCAGCACUUCCUGCACUUUAUGCAGUUCUACUACAGCAUCUAAAUCAUCUAAAACAAAGGUUGCUUUGUACUUGGUGUUGUGAACACUAAAGUUUCUUUUUUUUUUUAAUAACUGGAACACUACUUGGGUUUGAAACUUUGGUUUCAAAUGUGGAUUAAUGAGGAACACCCACAACUAACACUACAUGCCUAUGACUUACAGCAUGCGAUUGGUCAUGUCACCUUAACAUGUAAAAACACUAAAGGUAAACUUACGCCUUAUGAGACUAAACACUACACUCAUCCCAAGUUCAUAUGUUUCUUUAAACUUACUGUAGUCCUGCCUUACUGUAUUAAACAACAGCCUGGUUACAUCAGUAUUGCAUUAUAUGCGAUAUGGCUCUGUUACAUGGAGAACCCAAGUGUUGUCUAACUGCUUGAAAUCCUUGAUCUUUAAUAGAAAGAAUGUAAAGAUGUGCAGCUGUUUGUGGAAAAGUUUGCUACACUACGUGAGGUAACAGGCUGUCACUUGUUCUUAAUGCUGAAACGGUGGAAUAACGUUGAGAGGUUUGAAAGCAUGAGCUGAUGCAUUGUUUAAUUUCAUUUUUUUAUGUUACCUUUUUUUAUAAGGUAACAUGACCGAAACACUAUCCUCAUCAUUUCCCUUUUUUACACUUAUUUACACUGGUUUCAAAAGUUUUUGAACCUCUUUAUUACAGUUUAGUCAAUGAUUGAUGACAAGGACCAACAAAAAGAUGCAAUUAGAUAAGAAAGUCUAAAUCUUUGUCACUCUGAAAUCCUAAUGAGACUCUAGGACAGAGCAGUUAAUCCUACAGUUAUAGAUAUGGUAUUCUGUGUCAGAUUUGCUUCACAGCUGUUUGUGUUGGAUAACAGAAUCUGACUCAUAACUCUAUUUAGACUUGCAUUAUAUACCUUCAGCAAUGAUUCAGAACAAACUGCUUAAAGUGCAUGCUCAUCUUUCACGGGUCGUAUACUGAACCAUGCCAUUAGUUCCUCCUGCAUAUAUUACACAUAUAACUGUUCCUGAGAUCAACCUUCACUUUGUUCGAUGAAUCCAUUACUCUCUCUUUGCUCUUCUCUGUGCAGGAUCGAAUAGUAUGUAGAUACCCUUUGUCAUGCAAAUAUACACAUCAUAACAUCUAAAAUCUAUAUACAUGCUUAAAAUCAGUUAUGCACUUUUAAAAUGAGAUCAGUUAUAGAUCUCUGUAUGAAACAGCUCAUUGGCUCUGGUCAGUGCAAAUUGGUAAAAACUGGCAAAACAAUUGGUGGAAAAUGCUUUGUGCACAAGAGACAAUGAGAAGAUUGUGAAAAUGAAGAUGCUUUCCUGUUCUUUGAUUAUUUUUUUAGUUGCUGAUCAAUGUUGUAUAAAAGAUUAUGCACUACCAAUAAAAAUAUGAAUAUAUGAAUGCAUAAAA